AUGCCGUGGAAAAGCUUCAUGUUUCUCGCUUUCUGGUUAGUUUCAUCGAAUUUUCAUUAAAGCGGAAUUCGCUCGUUGAUCAGAAUAAUUUGGUCUAGGGUACAAUUUGUUCGGUUGUUUGAUUAGCUGACAAGGCGAAUUGAUAAGAUUCACCGCGUUUAUUAUAUAAGUUUUGUGGUUUCUCCGUGUUUACUAUCGUUUUCUCAUAUUCCGUGGAGCAUUAGGACUAGUUUUUUCUCUGGAUUUUCUGACCCUUUUUGAAGACAUCGAAAAAAUUAUUUUAUUAAUUCGGUCUUAUGCAUAUUUUCUUCAGCAUUUCUUCAAUAGUUUUUAAAAUUGGUUUUGAAAAUAAUUUCUAAGGAUUCGAACAUAAUUUCCGCUUUAAAUUUCAAAUUGCAAUGUACGCAAUGUUUGUACACUGUUUUGGCGCUAAGAAAAAAAAUGCAAGCAAAAAUUGAUGUUUUCAAACCAAUUAAAAUAUCCCAGGUUUCUCGGAACAGCCGUUUUCGCAAUAAUUAAAUAUCAAUUUCAACAAAUCGACAGGUGGAAAAAAUCUUAAUUUUCUUCUAAUUUGCAGCUGUUUGUCUGUUCAUUUCGUGCAACUUUUCUCCAUUUUCUCACUUUUUUCUUAUCAGUUUUUUUCCAGCGUCAAUUCCUCGUUUUCAAGCGAAGAAGAAGAAGAUCCAGAAAUGGCUGACCACAAGACCAUCUACGAUUUCACCGUUAAAGGAUCGGAUGGACAGCCGGUGUCUCUGGAGAAGUAUAGGUAAGAAAUGAAGGAAUUUUUUUAAAAGUGGAAGGAAAAAAAUUAGAAAAUAUUCCCAAAAACCGUCGAGGAAUUGAAAAAAAGAUCUCAACCGUGAAAGUCCUUUCUUUUUCGCGUUUUUUUAAGAAUUUUUUUCUUUUAAUAUUUUUUUGAUAUUUCUUUUUUUAUAUUUUUUUUAUUUUAUUAAUGGUUCCAAAUUCCAUACGGUAUAAUUGGCCCAUGCCGAAAAAGCUCCUGUUCAAUUUUUUCCCCGAGAACUCCUACAAAACUUGUGCGUCAUAAUUAUUGACUCACUCUGUUUCAGUCUCAAAUUUGUUUUUUUAAUGACUUUUCUUGCAUCUUAUACUUGUGUAGAUGAGAACUCGAAAAUUCAUAAUAUAGUAGAAAAAAAAUUUUUUUGAAGGAACUUUUAUGAGAAUUUUCGAAUUUUCAAUUAGCGCAGGAGCUCGGUCAAAAAAGUUUUGAAAAUUCAGUUUUCUAGACGAUUUUGCAAAUAGCCAUUCUCAUAAGUUUUUCUUUUAAUCUUCAGAAAGUUUAUUGUUAGUUUUGAAUUCCAGAUAAUAGUUUCGUGAGUUUUUUUUGUAUAGCUGCUGUGAUUAAGAAGCCGAUUUUGAAAAAAAACAUAACAUUGAUUUGGCGGCAUAUUUAGCCGAUUCACGGCUAGUUUGAGAUGUUAAGAGACCGACACCAUCUCUCCUUUAAUCGUGUCAGGACCAUUCAUUCGAUGAGAGUGGAAAUAAAGCUUGUUGUGUGAUGAAAAAGUUCAUGAAAAUGAAGAACUAGCGUAACUCCACAUGAAAGUCGUUAAGUGCCUCCGGAGACGAAACUCUUUUCAGAGGCCAGGUGGUGAUCAUCGUGAACGUGGCUUCCGAGUGCGGCUUCACCAACUCCAACUACAAGGAGCUGAAGGAGAUCCAGGACAAGUACUUCGACAAGGGACUCCGUGUUGCGGCUUUCCCUUGCAACCAGUUCGGCGGACAGGUGAUUUUCAGCUCAUUAUAGUCUGUUCAGAUUUUGAAUGUCAAGUCGUCGCUCAAGCUCCGCCCCUAAUGGUGCGAUAAUCCAAUCAGAGAGCGAGCCAUCCACAGAGUGUUUUUCAAUGACGUCAUUGCACUUGACAUUAAAAAUCUGAACAGACUAUAAUACAAAUUUACGUUAAAAGUGUCCCCUCAAAUAGAAUUUCGCAAUAGAGCAACUUUGCUGCAACAAUAGUUUUCUUGAAAAAAGACCUGCCGGUUCACGAUUAGCUUGGGACGCAAAGAAGCGGUGCCUGUCUGCGCUCUCCACCAACCAGACACUGUCUCUUUACUCAUCGUGUCAAGACCCUAUUUCGAUGGCUCAAGCCAGCCGUGCGCUAUUUUUUACGGGAAAAGUUUGGAAUUUUCAGGAACCAAGCUGCGAAAUCGACAUUGCCAACUUCGUCAAGGAGAAGUUCAGCUACGAGCCGGACCUUUACGCCAAGGUUUGAAAUGAAAACGACAAUUUUAGGGAUGAACAUUUCCCGCAGAAAAGGAAAUAAAUAACUGCCCGUUUAUCCAUUAGGAGAAGCUUUCUCAGUAUCGUUAAAAAGAGAAAACAUCUGCGAAAAAUCCUCGAUAAAAUUUUUUCACUGGUUCUUAUGAGAUGAAAAAAGAUAUGCCUAAAAACUUGAAAGAAUUCAUGGAAUUUAUAGGCUUCCGAAUAUGGUAAUGAAUAUACUGAACCCCCCUUCACGAGUCGAACAAAAAAGUUAGAAAAACCACAGUAUACUGAGAUUUUUUGCGCGUUUCGCUUUGAGACCUGUGAUCUGAAUGGUAUACGGUAUUUUAGCCGAUAAAAAAACGUGACAAGCUGCUGCGGAAUGGCCUAUACUCCGUUGAGAGAAAAUUCCAUGAAGAAAUAUCACACUAUCGUGAAAAAAUAUUUAUUAUGGAAUUUUUGAAAACUGUCGAAUAAGAGCGAUAAAUAGGUGAACGUCAACGGCAACGACGCCGACGAGUUCUGGAAGUUCUUGAAGAAGGAGCAAGGAGGCGUCCUCCUUGACGCCAUCAAGUGGAACUUCACCAAGUUUGUCGUCAACCGCAAGGGACACGUCGUCAAGAGGUGGGACAGUAUAUGAAUCAAGGGCUUCGCGUAAAGAAACGAUUUCAAACGUUACCUCUGCGCCUGUAAAUUUGGCUUUUAGUUUGAGAAUUGAAAGUUUUAAAAUUUCGAGUUUGAAGAUUUUUUUUGAGCUUGAAUUUCAUCUAUUUAGCGAUCUGAUCAAGUUUAGAAGCUCCGGAGGAGAAUUUGAAUUGAAUAAUUGAAAAAAAGUUGUAGCUUUUUAAUCAAUUUAGGCUUGAAAACUGCUUUCAUGAUCAAUUUCUAUCUUUAAAUCUGAAGAGAAGUAAAUUUGAAGCUCAUAGUUUUUUUUUAUAUCUCUGAAGUGAUCACUUUUUCAUAUUAUAACAAAAUAAAAUAAUGAUUUUUUAGGUACGCGCCGACCGCUUCGCCCAACUCGUUCAUCAAAGAAAUCGAGAAAUUGCUGGCAGAAUCCUCAUAA
Caenorhabditis auriculariae is the source of this 3287-nucleotide messenger RNA. The record is from the annotation of a GenBank genome assembly. Lineage: Eukaryota; Metazoa; Nematoda; Chromadorea; Rhabditida; Rhabditidae.